Molecule: messenger RNA, 5498 nt
Organism: Oryzias melastigma (Indian medaka)
Lineage: Eukaryota; Metazoa; Chordata; Actinopteri; Beloniformes; Adrianichthyidae
Product: protein NLRC3
Exons: 9
Coding region: 124-2619 (831 amino acids)
Molecular function (GO): protein binding
Source: RefSeq, a predicted model, not a curated record
GCCAGGACUACAUAGAGCUGACGGAGCAGGAGGAGACAGCGGAUCUAACUUCCUCGUUCUUCUUCUUCACAAUGAAGCUAGAAUGGGUUUGUGAGCUGAUGUGAAUCCAGUGAAUCCAGAAGUAUGGACACACAGGAAGGAGUACCUCCCUAUAAAGUGCCUCUGUGUGGGGAAGAUGAGAGCCAGAGCAAAGCUCAGAGAAACCAACCUGGACUCGAAUCUGGAUCAAGCAGUGUGUCCUUAAGAAGUGACUGGUCAAAGGGUUUUAACCCUAACUUCAAAGACAUCAGUUCAGGAGUGGAACAUCUUCACAGGAACCAACAUGGGCCUGGAUCUGGAUCCAGCAGUGUGUCCUUCAGGAGUGACUGGUCAAAAGGUUUUAACCCUAACUUCAAAGACAUCAGUUCAGGGGUGGAACAAGAGGAGGAGUGUCUCGGGCCGCGGCCUGCAGAGACACCCAGAGCUGCAGAUGUUGGUGUGCGGGAGAUUUUCGGAGAGCAUCAAAUCAGUCUGAGGAGCAGAAGUGAACAUGUGCUUGAAGGAACUGAAGAAGCAGGGGGAGAAAUUCUCCUCAACAGGGUCUACACUGAGCUCUACAUCACAGAGGAACUAAGACAAGAGGGUCACACCCUACAUGAGGUGAUGCAGCUAGAGACAACCAAGAACAGCAAGCUCCAUGACACUGCAAUCAAGAACCCAGACAUUUUCAAAGUCUUCACUGACCAACACAGAUCCAUCAGAGUGGUUCUGACCAGUGGAGUUGCUGGAGCUGGAAAAAGCUUCUCAGUGCAGAAGUUCAUUCUGGACUGGGCUGAGGGUUUGGAGAACCAAGACAUCAGUGCUGUGGUUCCUCUUUCAUUCAAAGAGCUGAACUUGAUCAGAGAUGAGGAGCACAGUCUUCUCACUCUGAUCCAGCUUUUCCAUCCAACACUCCAGAAGAUCACUGCAGAGCAGCUGUCUGCCUGUAAACUUCUGUUCAUCUUUGAUGGUCUGGAUGAAAGCAGACUUAUUCUGGAUUUCAACAACAGUCAGGUGGUGUCUGAUGUCACACAGAAGUCUUCAGUCAAUGUGCUGCUCACUAACCUCAUUCAGGGACAUCUGCUGCCCUCAGCUUUGGUCUGGAUCACUUCCAGACCUGUAGCAGCCAAUCAGAUCCCUCCAUCAUGUGUGGACAGACUGACAGAAGUACGAGGCUUCAAUGAUGCUCAGAAGGAGGAGUACUUCAGGAGAAGAUUCCCAGAUGACGAGCUGUCCAGCAGAAUAAUCUCCCACAUCAAGAGCUCCAUGUCCCUCUACAUCAUGUGUGAAGUUCCAGUGUUCUGCUGGAUCACUGCUGUGGUUCUGGAGAACCUGCUAACCACAGAGCAGGGAGGAGAGCUGCCCACCACCCUGACUGACAUGUACUCACACUUCCUGAUGGUACAGACAAAGAGGAAAAAGAACAAGUACCAGCAGGAACAUCAGACAAGUUCACAAGAGCUGACAGAGACUGACAGGGAAGUUCUUCUGAAGCUGGGGAGGCUGGCAUUUGAACAUCUGGAGAAAGGAAACACCAUGUUCUACCAAGAAGACCUGCAGCAGUGUGGUCUGGAUGUCACAGAGGCCUCAGUGUACUCUGGGGUUUGUACUGAGAUCUUCAGAAGAGAGUGCGAGACCUUCCAGAAACCGGUCUACAGCUUUGUUCAUCUGAGUGUUCAGGAGUUUCUGGCUGCAGUCUACAUGUUCCACUGUUACUCCAACAGAAAGACAAAUGUAAUAGAUGACUUCCUGAAUUGCAACACAGACAACCCAUCCCUGGAUAAGUUUCUGAGUAGAGCCAUAAAGAAAUCCCUACAGAGUCAAACUGGACACUUGGACCUGUUUGUUCGCUUCCUUCAUGGCCUUUCAAUGGAGUCCAACCAGAGACACUUAGGAGGUCUGCUGGAUCAUACAGAGAGAAAUCCAGGAACCAUCCAGAGAACCAUCAAAAACCUGAAGGAAACAAAUACCAAAGGAGUCUGUCCUGACAGAAGCAUCAAUAUUUAUCACUGCCUGAUGGAGAUGAAGGACCUCUCAGUUCAUCAGGAGAUUCAAAAGUCCCUGAAGUCAGAAAACAAAUCAAAGAAGAAACUCUCAGGGAUCCACUGCUCAGCUCUGGCCUACACUCUGCAGAUGUCAGGGGAGGUUCUGGAUGAGCUGGACCUGAACCAGUACAAGACAUCAGAUGAGGGCAAACGGAGACUGAUCCCAGCUGUAAGGAACUGCAGAAAGAUCAAAUUUCAAGAACAAAGCGGACUCUCAGAGACUGACUAUGAAAUUCUGGCCUCAGCACUUAAGUCCAACCCAUCCUACCUGACAGAAUUGGACCUGAGUCAUAAUGAGAUGGAAGAUUCGUCCAUGAAGAUUCUGUGUUCUGGACUGGAGAGUCCAAACUGCAGACUCCGAAUUCUGAGGUUGCAGUACUGCAGAUUGUCAAAGAUCAGUUGUGCUGUUCUGGUCUCAGCUCUGAAGUCCAACCCGUUCCACCUGACAGACCUGGACCUGAGAUACAACAACCUCCAGUCUUCAGAUGUUCAGCAUCUCCAGGACCUGGUUGAGAGUCCAACCUUGAAACUUCAGACUUUGAUGUGGGAGAAAUAGGGCUGGUGAGCCUGAUGCUCCUCCUAGUGGAGCUGAGAGGAGCAGCAGCAGCUGGUCUGCAGAAAUGUUUUGACUGGAUUGUGUUCCUGGGAGUUGGAGAGCAGAGUGAUGGAGAAAUCAGAGGAAGUAGAGAUGAAUGCCAGACUGGCUCAGUUCUACCAUCUGACUAAGCAUCAAGUGUACAGUUGUUGGGCUACAGCUCUUCUGGUGGACUGAUGGAGAACUGCACUUUAUCUUCUCAUUUCUAACUUGGACUGUAGAGAAGUCUUCUGCUACUCUUCUCUAAUGUAUUUGGAACUUCACUUAACGUUGUGUUUCAAAAUCCAGAUGAUUAUUUUAUGAGAUUUAGUAAGAAUUUUGAAUGUUUUAUUUUAAUUUAUCUUUUUUUUCGGUCAUUUUUUAAACAAGUUUUCUUCAUAACCUUGAAAACUUGGAUGAUGACUUUCCAGCAUUAUUGUGCUAAAAUUCUCCCAUGAGUCAGUGGUGUUUGUUGUAGAGCUGAGCAGAGGAAAAAAAAAAUUCUGCUCCUUGUGUGGAAACACAAGCUGGAUUCAGAUGAUCAGCAGCUCCAGGAUUUGAAGAAAAAAAAGACACGGAGACAAUCAGAAACCAGAUGGCCAACAAAGAAAUCAGUUCUGAGAAACUUUGAUUGGAAUGUGAAUAAUAACGUUUUCUACUGGUUGAAAGUUGAACUUCCAUAACUCAAUAUUCUUUCAUACAUCAUGGGGUAAUUCUCAUCAUUUUGACAUUUCACUAUUAGAUGUGUGUUUGUUUGUGACUGGAUCAAUUAUUGAUUACACAGAGCAUUUCUGCUUUAGAUAGAUACAGUAUGUGUGUAGGUCACAGAAAAAAGACAGUUAGAAGUUGGAUCUUGUUUCUGUGAUAGAAAAAGACAUUUGAAUCAGAAUUCUAGAUUAUAAUAUUCCAAUUAUGGAUUUGAGAUUAUUCAACCUUGAUCUCUGUUUCUCCAGAAACAUUCAUUGAUGAGCAAAAGCACAAAGGUCAGUUUAGAAAACUCCAAGAUGGUCAUGGGACAAUAAUGUUACAAUAGUAUUGACAUGGACAAAUUUUAUGGUCACAUGACUCACUAGUUUGUUAAAGUCCUCAGUUUUCAGCUCUGUUCAUAUUGACAUGGUGGGUAGACAUUACAUCAAACCAAACAUUUCAAAAAGUAGCCAAAAAGUGAGUCAGCACAUUUUAGUUGUUCAAACAAAAUGUAAAACUAUUUUAAAGCUUUCAAUCAAAAUACCAUACCCAAUUUUAAUCUUAAAAACAUAACAAUUAUUCAUUUCAUUUUUAAUCUCUAUUGUUAAGUUUGUUCAUUUUAUGAAAAUAAAUACUGGUGUUAUUUUAAAGUUCUCUUAAUGGUUUAUAAAUGUUUUUAUGGUCUUGGGCCUUCUUAUCUCAAUGAGCUUUUUUUAAAGUAUGAACUCUCAUGGACCCUGAGGUCUUCCGGCACUGGCGGUGCCUGUUCUCUUUGGGGCGGCUGGGGCCCAGCUCUGUAGAGCGGUCCCUGCGCUACCCGUGCUGGGCGGGCGCAGCGGCGAUGCCCCCCAUGGUCAGGCUGGAUCUUGAAUAAGUGGAUUCUCGUAAUAUCGUUUCUACACAGUAGGACGAGUAGUACCAAGCCAGAGUUUUUACUCUUUAUUCACUUUUAUUGACAAGGGUCCUAUUGGGGGAACUUGGGGGGUGGGGGGAGGAACUGGGGGAGAGAAGGAUGCUCGUUUUGUGUCUUUGUGUAAAUUUGUUUUUAAACACUCUGUGUUUUUUGUGUCUUUAAUAUGUAUUUUAUUUGCUUUUAUAUUAAGCCCCUUGUGUUUCGGCCGAAGAAAAGGCGCUAUGCAAAUAAAUAAAGUUUGAAGUUUAUAACAAGCCACCUAGUGAUUAACUUAUUGAGACGCCGCAAAGGGAGAUGAUUGACAAGGUCUCCAGCCAAUCAGGACACAGAACAGGGUGGACUGUUUGAAAAAACGCUGCAGCACAAUUGCUCGGCAAGAAUCAGCGAGAAGCGAAAGGUGAACUGAGAUGUAGAAAGAAAACGCAAAAUUCUGUUCAAUUUAACAGAGAUUUUGGGGGUUCAGAUAAGUAGAAGGGAGAAUAAAAACGUUUUAUGUGAGUCUUGAUCCGUGAGGCCAGAUGGAAAAAAAUCAUGCCUUUCUGAUAUGUUCAGCGGGCCGGACCAAAUGUGGGGGCGGACCGCAUGAGUCCCGCGGGCCGGAGUUUGCCCAUGUCUGGUUUAGUAAAUAAAAUAAAUGGCAUGAUCCCUGGGUUGUUCCGCGCCCCCCCCUGCCAUUGCACCACGCCAUACCACUCGAGAAACACUGCUAUAAAUCAACAAAUACAUAAACAUAUAUAACAUUAUUAAAUAAGGAAUUUAGUAGUAAAUGUAAUUUUUCUGUUUAUUCAAUCUUCUAUAUGUGGAUUACUCAGUCUGUUAUUUAUCAGUAACGGGGGUGGGAGGUGUGAAAGGGAUUGGGGGCUGCAUGUGGGUCUGGGUGAGGGAGGGCAUUUUGUGUUUUUUUUGUAUCUUAAUCUUUUUAUUGUUGUGCUUGUUUUUGUUUUAUUUACGUGUGAAGAACUUUUUGUUAUAUUUUGUAUGAAAAGUGCUAUAAAGUUUGACUGAAUGAUUCAGAUUUACAUAUCCUUAUUAACACAGCUCAGUUAUGCGACCAAUUUGGUCGCAUUUGCUACUAGAUUUUUCAUUAGUGGGUCUAAAAAAAAUUCUUGGUCGCACCGGUGCACCCAGUUGAUGUGCGAUGAGAAAAACAGACACACAUAAUCCCCGCGACUUCAAAAGUCUCACUCAUGUUUGUGUGUGCAGGUGUAACAACCUCCAGUAAGAAUGAUUAUUAUUUUAUUAGAAUGUGCAUCUGAAGGAG